ACAAGGACGAUGGUUAGGUGCUAUGUCCGAGAAAUCCUCAAACGUAAAGGACGGGAAACAGCCAAUGCUGGACAAGGUCCGUCGGAUAAAUGGUUUAGGGCAUUCAUGAAGCGUAAUCCGAUGCUUUCUGAAAGAACGCCUGAAAAUCUUGAUAAAUCAAGAGCACGGAUGUCAAGCCAAAAAACCAUGGAUGGUUGGUUCAGCCUUCUGGAAUCAAUUCUAGACGAAAAUGACUUGAAAAAUAAAGAGUCACAGAUUUUCAAUGUUGAUGAAACUGGGUGGUCGGGGAAAGAACGGUCGCGGACAAAAGUGCUCGGGCCAAAACAGGGACACGUUUUCGCAAAUAAAAACAUCAGAAAUGACCACGUCACGGCGAAUCUCUGUAUAUGCGGAGAUGGAAAAAUACUGCCGCCAAUGAUCAUUUAUAAAGAAUCCUACCCGCAUCGAAAUUUCACUGAAGGUAUUCCAGACUCGUGGAUUUUCGGUACAUCUAUGUCUGGGUAUAUGGACGGGGAACUUUUUUCUGUCGUGGUUUAA
This is a messenger RNA of Ruditapes philippinarum (Manila clam), 537 nucleotides long. RefSeq lists its product as uncharacterized. NCBI's taxonomy places the organism in Eukaryota, Metazoa, Mollusca, Bivalvia, Venerida, Veneridae. The coding region runs from base 10 to 537 and encodes 175 amino acids. The transcript has 4 exons. The record is from RefSeq and is a predicted model, not a curated record.